Messenger RNA from Porites evermanni, 27649 nucleotides. The record is from the annotation of a GenBank genome assembly. Lineage: Eukaryota; Metazoa; Cnidaria; Anthozoa; Scleractinia; Poritidae.
AUGGAGACCAAAAACAUAACGGAUCGCCAGAUCACAGCGUCAACCGAGUACAACGCUGGAACAGGCGCCACCAAUGGCAGACUCAAUUUCAAGCCUGGAGGAGGUAAGAGUGGCGCAUGGUCCGCUCGUCAAAAUGACGUUCAUCAGUGGCUACAAGUCGAUCUUGAAGGCAAAACCGAAGUGACAGGAAUAGAAAUCCAGGGAAGACAAGACGACGAUCAAUGGGUUACGAACUUUACUAUUUCCUACAGCAGCGACGGCACCACCUAUACAUCUUAUCAGAACAGCAAGGUAUGGAAACCAAUGAAAAUCGUAGCAAGAGAAACUCAGGGAAUUAAAUAAUCGAAUUUCGACACGGUAACGUUAAAAUGUCUCAAAACCUCAGACCCGUAUUAGCCUCCACAAGUCCCUUAUUAGUGUAACCUUAACACUUUAUUUUCCCGCUGCAGGUCUUCAAUGGAAACACGGACCGCAACACCGUGGUUUUGAACGUUUUGCACCCUUCCAUAAAUGCACGCUACAUACGGGUGCAUCCUAGGACGUGGCAUGGCCAUAUUUCUAUGAGGAUGGAACUCUUGGGAUGUCCAUCAGGUACCGACAAUACUGUUUGUUUUCGUGAAAAUCAACAAAAAGCAGGGGCAUCCAACGACUGUUUUGAGUAAAAUAUCUGUUCGGAGAGCCAAAUAUUGCCGCCUACAAUUUUCUAUUACUUGAGGAAGGCUAAAAAUUUCUAGAUGAUCGUUCCAUUCAUGUACAAUUUACGAAGCAUAUCAAAUAAAUUCCCUACGAUUGUCUGAAGUUCAAUUUUUCAAAUUGCACUCCCCUUUAAAUGUGAGGGAGAGAGGAAUCAGAAAAAUUCUAACAUUCGUAAUAUGCUAAAAUGCAUGUAAAGUUUUCGGAAAAAUAUUACUGAAGCCCUUGUAGUUUCGAAAUGACUCAAGUUCCCCUAGGAUGAUCGAACAGAUACAAAUUCGAUAGCGCCGCUUAGAAUGCAUCUCUAGAGAUCUAAAAGUACUCUGGAAAGCCUGAAAUGUGUUUCAGUUUAUUUAGGAGGAAACUGUCGAGGGUGUCCCUGAAAAAGGUUCCCUCCGACUUAAAAUACACUCUUUUUUUUCUAUAAGAAUAUAUUUUAUAAGAAUAUCGAGGCUGAAAUUUGCGAAAUCUUAAGAAUACUUUAAGAAUAAACUCCAGGCUGAGAUUUUGAAAAGGAUAUAAUUUCCUGUGGUGAAAAUCUGUAAAUACAAUACAAAUAUACCUUUUCAAUUUAUUCCUUUCUUUAAACGGCAAAACUAGCUAACUAUAUUUAACAAAACUAUAAUUGAUACCUUAAUAUAUUCUAAUUCGGAAAUGUCAUAAGCUAUUAUUAAGAAUAAUACAAGAAUAUUUACAGCCUAAAAUCAGCGGAAAAGUAAGAAUAUUCAGCCUGGCCCUGGAAAACAACAUUCUUAUAAAAAAAAAAGAGUGUAAGCUGAUUUAAAUAAAAAUAAUCUGUUUUAGAAUCACGUAAUCAAUUUAAUAGCACGCACUAAUCGUGCAAUAUUCUUUGUAAAGCAUGUUUCGACCCGCUCGGGAUGGAGACCAAAAAAAUAACCGAUAGCCAGAUCACAGCGUCAACCGAGUACAACGCUGGAACCGGCGCUACCAAUGGCAGACUCAAUUUCAAGCCUGGAGGAGGUAAGAGUGGCGCAUGGUCCGCUCGUCAAAAUGACGUUCAUCAGUGGCUACAAGUCGAUCUUGAAGGCAAAACCGAAGUGACAGGAAUAGAAAUCCAGGGAAGACAAGACGACGAUCAAUGGGUUACGAACUUUACUAUUUCCUACAGCAGCGACGGCACCAUCUAUACAUCUUAUCAGAACAGCAAGGUAUGGAAACCAAUGAAAAUCGUAGCAAGAGAAACUCAAGCAAUUAACUAAUCGAAUCUCGACACGGUAACAUGUCUCAAAACCUCAGACCCGUAUUAGCCUCCACAAGUCCCUUACUAGUGUAACCUUAACACUAUAUUUUCUCGCUGCAGGUCUUUAAUGGAAACACGGACCGCAACACCGUGGUUUUGAACGUUUUGCACCCUUCCAUAAAUGCACGCUACAUACGGGUGCAUCCUAAGACGUGGCAUGGCCAUAUUUCUAUGAGGAUGGAACUCUUGGGAUGUCCAUCAGGUAACGACAAUAUUGUUUGUUUUUAUGAAAAUCAACAAAAAGCAGGGGCAUCCAACGACUGUUUUGAGUAAAAUAUCUGUUCGGAAAGGCAAAUAUUGCCUACAAUUUUCUAUUACUUGAGGAAGGCUAAAAUUUCUAGAUGAUCGUUCCAUUCAUGUACAAUUUAAAAAGCUUAUAAAAUAAAUUCCCUACGAUUGUCUGAAGUUCAAUUUUUCAAAUUUCACUCCCCUUUAAAUGUGAUGGAGAGAGGAAUCAGAAAAAUUCUAACAUUCGUAAUAUGUUAAAACGCAGGUAAAGUUUUCGGAAAAAUAAUACUGAAGCCCUUGUAGUUUCGAAACGACUCAAGUUCCCCUGGGAUGACCGAACAGAUUCAAAUUCUAUAGCGCCGCUUAGAAUGCAUCUCUAGAGAUCUAAAAGUACUCUGGAAAGCCUAAAAUGUGUUUCAAUAUAUUUAGGACGAAACUGUCGUGGGUGCCCCUGAAAAAGGUUCCCUCCGACUUGCACAACAGCGGUAAACUAUUUACUCGCAUACUCACUCGACUGCAGUUCACUUUUCCUACUACGUGCAUCACAAAAUCACAGGCCCAAAUAAGCUGUUUUAGAAUCACUUCAUCCAAUUUAAUAGCACGCACUAAUCGUGCAAUAUUCUUUGCAAAGCAUGUUUCGGCCCGCUCGGGAUGGAGAUCAAAAAAAUAACCGAUGGCCAGAUCACAGCGUCAACCGAGUACAACGCUGGAACAGGCGCCACCAAUGGCAGACUCAGUUUCAAGCCUGGAGGAGGUAAGGGUGGCGCAUGGUCCGCUCGUCAAAAUGACGUUCAUCAGUGGCUACAAGUCGAUCUUGAAGGCAAAACCGAAGUGACAGGAAUAGAAAUCCAGGGAAGACAAGACGACGAUCAAUGGGUUACGAACUUUACUAUUUCCUACAGCAGCGACGGCACCACCUAUACAUCUUAUCAGAACAGCAAGGUAUGGAAACCAAUGAAAAUCGUAGCAAGAGAAACUCAAGCAAUUAACUAAUCGAAUCUCGACACGGUAACAUUAAAAUGUCUCAAAACCUCAGACCCGUAUUAGCCUCCACAAGUCCCUUAUUAGUGUAACCUUAACACUUUAUUUUCCCGCUGCAGGUCUUCAAUGGAAACACGGACCGCAACACCGUGGUUUUGAACGUUUUGCACCCUUCCAUAAAUGCACGCUACAUACGGGUGCAUCCUAGGACGUGGCAUGGCCAUAUUUCUAUGAGGAUGGAACUCUUGGGAUGUCCAUCAGGUACCGACAAUACUGUUUGUUUUCGUGAAAAUCAACAAAAAGCAGGGGCAUCCAACGACUGUUUUGAGUAAAAUAUCUGUUCGGAGAGCCAAAUAUUGCCGCCUACAAUUUUCUAUUACUUGAGGAAGGCUAAAAAUUUCUAGAUGAUCGUUCGAUUCAUGUACAAUUUUCGAAGCUUAUAAAAUAAAUUAAAAUAAAUAAAAUUAAAAUUAAAGACCUAAAAGUACUCUGGAGAGCCAAAAAAGUGUUUCAAUGUAUUUAGGAGGAAACCGUCGUUGGGUGCCUCUGAAUAAAUUUUAAGCUUAAGCCGCUUUUUGAGCAUGUAUUAUCGAGGUUUUUCAGCUAUGAAAUUUCACAAAUAGUUUUGAAGAGGAGAGCUAGUGAGUAUACUUCGCUUUUAACGAUGGUUACCCGCUCCGUUUUACUAAAUUCGGGCGCCGAUAACUGUUUACAGUUAAACAGCUCUUUUAAAUCAUCGCUUUUUUAAGGUCAACUGUCGUGCGAAAAUCAAUUUAGACCGGGUGCUGCAAUAAGAAAAAAAAACAACAAACGAUCAGAAAACUGUUAAUAGCGCAAACGUUAAAAAGAGUGUUAAGCAGUUUACAGCUGUUACCACUAACACGCGCCUUUGAAGGGUUUUUUUUCUGUCUGUUUAAACCUGAGUUUUCGUGAACGUCAAUCAACUGUUUCCAUGGUUUUCCACGCGCUCUGACAGAGAAGGUUCCCUCAUCGCUGAAUGAAGGGCGAAUAAUUUCGAACGACGACGGCUUUUUUAUUAAGAUGAUUAAGAUAAAUUAUUUUAUUAAGAUGAAGGAUUACAUUGUUAAAACAACGAGGUCUCUGCGAGCUGAGUGAAAUAGCCGAAACAUUCUCUAUAGUUUACGUAACGGUUUUCAGGUUGUUUAUUUAUUUGAUGUAUGAAAACACGGGAGCUGUGGACGACUGAAUUGCCAAGAAGCUAGUAUAAAUUGAAAGAAACAAAAGAUAUCACACCGAAAAGGGAAAAAGUUUCCUCUGAAUGGAGGCUGUUUGCGAAAAUGAAUUUUACUACUUAUCAUUCUUCAUGUUAUGGAAUAGAAACCAGAACUAGCAAGAACUCAGACGAGUUGCGAGCGAUUGAGAAAGCUUAUGUGGUUGUAACUUACAGUGUGAAAAUAUGUCGAUAAUUUGAGUUUCCUCCGAGAAACACUCAACAAAUUCUUUCUCCUCAUAAUCUUGACAUGAAGCGGUGUCAGAUCCUGCAGCAAAAUAUUGCAAAAACGGCUUAAACGCCGACAUAUAUUCCGAGUGCUCAAGAAACGGAGAAAGAAUCUUCUCUAGGCCAACCGGCCAACGCGUGAAAAACCAUGGUAACGGUUGAUUGACAUCCACCAAAACGCAGGUUUGAACCGAGGAAAAAACCCUUUGAGGGCGCGUGUUAGUGGUAACCGCUGUAAGAUUAUUCCCUCAAUGGGUACUACAGCAUUUAUUACAGCAUUUUUGCAAGUUAACUGCAGAUUUCAGGUAUCCACUACCCAUGAUACUACAGCAUAGACCUUGUCAGGGUUUUCGACGCUGCGUCUUGACAAGUAGGCAAACGCGUGAGAAAUUACAGUCUUUGUAUGAGAAUCUAAUGUCGAAUAAUUUCCGUAGAACGGCUGUCCUGAAAAAAUAUGAAUUGUAAACUAAAGCUUCAUUCCUAAGGAUUCUACUCCAAAAAAUUGAGGGCGUUACAUGCGCUAAAAGACCUAGAACCACUUUUUAAAAUUUUCUAUACAUUUGUCUGUAAGAAAGUCUGUCUGUAUACUGCUCCCUGUCUGUCCUCCAGUUUGUUUUUGUCCUUGACAUUAGUAAGCAGUCGCCGUAAAGUGGUUAUCGGUUUGUGUGCAGUACCUAUAUUGUAAAGUUGUGUUACAACACGGACUUUGUUAGACGGAACACUCACAGUAACACUGAUUCCAACACUCAGAUCAACUCUGGCCCUGUUACGACAGCGACUAUACCGUAUAUUGCACAAACCGAUAACCACUUUACGGCGACUGCUUACUGAUGUCAAGGACAAACACAACCGGAGGACAGACAGGGAGCAGUAUACAAGAUCAAAUGCCGCGACUGCCAGGCUUCUUACAUUGGUGAAACCGGCAGAAACCUUAGCACGCGACUGACCGAACACAAACGAGCGACAAGGAAUGGUGACGUCAACAAUCACAUUGCUGAGCACCAUUUACAGACGAAACAUCGAAUUGACUGGGACUUUGCGACAUGUAUAACGCAUUCUACAGGCUACUAUCAACGUCUUACUUUAGAAAGUUGGUUUACUAACUCUGAAUCAUAGCCAACAGUUACCAGCGCCGUACAGACGACUUAUUGACGAGAUCAAGCAAAACUAACUACGAUAGAACGACUGGAGAACUGACAAUUUGACUAACAAUAGACGACUGUUUAACUGUGACAAUAGACGGAUCGAAACGCACCAGUUACUGAUUACGAGUCUUCAUAGCCAAUAACAUGACGGCUUACCUGACAGACGACCAAUAACAUCCCAAGGUAAUUGACCAAUCAGAUCAAUAAGCAAGAGUAUAAUACCAUCAACUGACGUGAUACAAUUCACUUUGACUGUGAAGAUGACUACCGCACAGGUUGUCGAAACGUCAGUCAUUGUCAACAACAACAGUCCUAUUCAGGACUACGUUCACCCGGACGAUCAAACUCAACCUACUUUUGAAAUGACUCCUGGGUUCAAACCUUUCACAGUAUUUCAUAGAUAUACAUUGUUUACCGCUAAAUGAAUAGGGUAUUUUAAGUGGCAUGUAUUUGCAAAAUGUAAGUGUGGUCUUAGGUGACGUGAAGGAAGGCAGGUUUUCGAUACUAAGCGGAGUCUUGUAUUGAUUUAAUGGCGGCUAAAUAGUGAGCUGCAUAGUUAUUAAAUCGGAACGAUUAAAUGGAUUCUAGUAUUGAUUUACGACGUAAAAUGAUUUUAGUUUAUUUGAACUUAGUAUUUUAUGUAUUUCUAUUUAUUAAAAUUAGCUCCAUUUGCCCAGCUGCUGCUGAUAAUGAUAAUAAAUACGCACAAGAUGUCCUACUUUCAGAAAACAGAUAUUUUAAUUCAACACCUGAAAGCGCGGGAUUUCCUAAGAAGGAAGAACUUUAGUCAAGUUUAGGGACAAGAUGUCCUCCUUUCAAAAAACUGGAAUUGACUGAGUCAUCAUAUCCAUCAUAUAAUACUCGUAGCCAUGUUAGAACUUUGAUGUCCAAAUAACCACUCAGGUUAUAAUGGUUGUUGGACAAACAAAAGAUGAUUGAGUGAUCGACUGAUAUCGAAAGUGAACUACUACGUGACGUACGGAUAAAUUCGAAUAAAUUACAAACGUCAAGUCGAAGGAACAGACUACAACAUCUGUGUUUAAAACAAAACUCAUUAGGCUAAGAUGAUUUUUCCGUUUUUUUGGAAUUUAGCCAUGAAGAGAGUCUUCAUCGUUAUUGCUUUAGUUAUCUUUGCUCCAUGUUUUGUUCCUCAGGCACAGGAGCUGCAACAAGUAGCGUCAUUUUUAUCCUCAGUGUUCUUAUCUGUAUGACGAACUUUGUUUAAUAACUCAUCUGGUUUCGAAGCGUUAGGAAGGAAAUUGGAGACAGACUGCAGCCAUUAACUAGCAUUGAUAUAAAAAAUUCGAUUUGACCGGUGAUACUCCUUGACUUAUUUAACCUCUGAGACUUUGAAGUCGACUGGUGUAAAAACAGGACGCAUAAAUGUAGACGAUAAUGGUGAAAAAAAAAACGGCAACAACAGAGUUUUUGAAACAAUGCGCAAAACUGACUCUUCCCAGUCGUUUCUGGAAGGGUUGGGCGUAAAUGCGGCCCAGUUUACGGCUUCCCAAUUUUACACUGUCAUUGCUGCGAAAUUCAGCGUUGCGACCAAUGAAAAAAAUUUGCUGUUGUUAUUGACUUAUAAAUUGUGGUAUAAGGUUUUAGUGAUAAAAUAAGAUUGCCAAAAGAAUUUCAGAAAACUGAGAAUGGAAAAAGUUCUCAAAACAAUUCCUGAAAGUAUUUCCGAAUUCGGCUUUUAAUUGUUUUGGAAUUGUGAAAAUGUAUCAGUUACUGAGGGAAAAUGAGUAUUUCCAGUUUCUUAUUCUAAAACCCAGGCCAAUCCCAGUCCCGCUUUUCUGUAAACACUAUAAAUUACUCAAAACCUUUGUUUGAAGACGAAUGUUUCAUUCAGGGAUAUUUUUGGCUCAAACUCCUGCUACAUGGAUAUCCUCAAUCAGGAGAUCUGCAUUACUUUUAUAAUGGCUGAAAUUUUAAUAACAAAGGUAUUGGGAUAACAAGCUAACGUUCGUCAGAGCUCGAAUGCUUCUGUUGAGUCAUUUGAGCAAAUUUGUUUAUUGCUUCGAAGUGAGCGCGUGUGCCAGUAAACAGCAACAAAUUCUCACCUCAACAACGGGUGGGGGAAACAUCAGUUUGUCCAAGGAGAAACGGUGAAGGGAAGAAAGACGACACGAAAUUGGUGUUUUAUAGAAUAAAUCUAUUUAUCAACCAUUUUCUCAUCAAACUGUCGAAAACUUACCAAGUAUUGCGAAUCUGCCGCCCACACAAUGGCAAAACAGAGAGACAUCGCGUCAGUUUUGAUUAUUGCGAGAAAACUUUUUAUUUGAGGAUAAAUUCUUAGAGUAAGUUUUAACGAAAUUAAACAUACUUAUUUUUCGCAGAAUUAAGAAAAAAUAUACGGUUCUUUUCGUUCAGAAAGUUUAAAAAAAAUGCAUUGCACAUAAAAUAUAGCUGUGGCAUCUACAAGUGAAAUUUUUACUUAUUGUAACUUUUAGCGAUAUGUCUGAACAACUGGUUGUACUUUCAUGGCUCAUGCUAUCGCGUCUUUAACACGAAACUGAACUGGGUUCAAGCAAAAGCAGCUUGUGAGAGACUGGGAUCCACUGUUGCCACGGUGAAAUCACAAGUGGAGGGACAAGCACUCUCCCCCAUAGUAUCGGAAGCCGUUUGGGUAGGAUUCAGUCCCAGCGUGGGCUGGAAUAGGCUUUUGAUGGGGCUGUUUUUGCCUAAAUUGUGCUCUAUGGCUCCAGAAGAGGCUGAAUCAGACAUUGACCUGUAGGGCUGAAUUAGCACUUUUUGGGGCUGAAACAAAUCUUUUUAAUUUUCACUGUGGACUACUUAAAAUUCGAUCAUAAAAAGAUGUUGUAUUCUAUGUUAUUACAUGGUGUUGAUGUGAAAUAGCAGCCGUUAGCAGAUGAUCAUUAAUUUUGAAUUUCUCCUGCUUCAUUUCUCAUAAGAGUAAGAAAAUUGCUACAGGACAACAAAUGCUAAAAUCGUUCGGACAAAAAUGAUGAAGAAAAGUCAUAACUUAUUUUACUGUUAUCUGUUAAGCGCGCGCAGAACCAAGUCAAUUUCUGGGUCAAAUCGAUCUUUUUUUUUUUAAUUUAAAUAUAUUUAUUGAUAAUCACAUUAAAUAAUUACACUUACAAUACUACAAAAAAAAAAACACUCUAACAAUAGACAUUAACAGAGAAAUUAUUACAGGGCUAAAAGAAAUUAGAAAAAAGUACAACAGGGCAAUGAAAUAGUACGGAGUUAAGACAGUUUACUUAAAUAAGGCGUCAGUAUCCACUUUCUUUUAAAGAAUUCUUUGUUGCUGAUUUUUUCUUCUGUUUCAUAUUUAGCGAUGAUCUUCGUCCUAAAUCCAUAAAUGUUUGGAAGGAUUUGUUUGCUUCUACAGUCCCACAAAUAGAGUUUUCCAAUAAUUAUAAAAUAGUUCAGCAGUUGAAGUAAAGGGCAAGCAUUUUCCGUCAAAAUUCCAAAGAGCACAUUUUCCAAGCAGAGGCAAAUUCGUUGAUUCGAAAUAAGGCACCAAUAUAAUUCAAAUUCAAUUACUGUUCUGACUGUUAUCUGUUAAGCGCGCCCAGAACCAAGUCAAUUUCUGGGUCAAACCGAUGUUGUUAUGCCAAAGAUUGUGGUGAACACUCAGAAAGAGCAUAUGUUUUCACUUCAGAAUCGUCAGUUGAGUCACUAAAUUGAGCCAGGACUCCUGAUUGAGCAUAGUUGAGAGGGCGAGCUCUUAGUCGGUUACGUAAUCUAUACUGAAUCAUAAGCAAAUGAUCAAUUGGCAUCUACCUUAAUACACCUUAUUACGGUCUCAUUGUUUUAGCCAGAUUUAAAGAAAUCACAACUUCUUUUCCGAAAACAUCAUUUCUUAAGACUAAGACUUCAUGUUCCAGCACUGAUCGUAUAAACACAGUCCCCCAGUACGUGGAGCAAUGUGUUUUCAUAUCACUCUCAAACAGAGAAUCUAAGUCUUUGAGCUAAUAAAUUGUACCUCCAUUCGUAUUGGUAAUUCAUGAGCAGUUUCAUCUUUACUAAAGCAAAGUAUAACCGAGAAAGACGUAGCCUCAUAAUAAAGACAAACUAAUCAGUUUUAAUCAUUAACUUUUUUUCAUUGAUAUCUGCAGCUUUUUUCCUACCUCCGCCAAAUAUUACGAUUCUGGUAUUUGAAAAUUGUGGAUUUACCUUGACAUGGGAGCGAUACACACAAAAAGAUAUUCUCACUGCUGGAUAUCAAGUAAAACUUGUUUCUGUCAAGAGUGGUUCAGAUAAAGUCACUAACGUUUCCAGUGACACUCAAAGUUACACGUUUUCAUCUGAUCUAAUUCCCAAUUCUGCUUAUGCAGUAAGUGUCAGGGCAAUAACAAAUGUUGGAUACAGUAACUGGACUGAAAAUCAACUGAAAGCAUCUGCAGGUAAUUCUUUCUGUAUUAUAUUUGUUCGUUCGUUCAUACAUGCAUUCCGUCGUUCAAUAAAAAUACAUAAAAAUACAUUUAUCGCAGAGCCUCGCGAGGUUUGGGGGAGGGAGGCCUGUGUUCGUCAUUAAUAAUAAUUAAUUUAUUCGUUAAAAAUAAAACCUGCAUUGAGUAGCAGUGGCCUGAAAAUUGGCGUUGUUACUGAUUUACACAUGCGCAUUCCUUUUCUGAAAGUUAUAUUGCUCUUGCUUCCUUUAGUGUCAAGUCUUUAUUUUAAUUGAUCACGUGACCAACAAAAGGAGAAAGCUCAAUAAUCAGGUCUGUUAAAAUGAGUAGAAAAUCAACAAUUCUAAAUCAAUAAUUUUCAAACUAAUAUGCUUACAGAUAUCCCUGACAAGCCAGUUAUUAAACAAAUUACGUCAAAGGGAUGCGUGGCUACUCUGCAGUGGACUGGGCCGACUCCCAGGGGGUGCCCAGUUCUCUUCUACAAGAUUCGCUACAAGGAAGAGAAAGCAACUAAAAGCGAGUGGAAUGAGAUAAACGUCACAGACCCAGACGCCAAUAAGCUCGAGCUGACUUUGAAGUGUGUUACAACAUAUGAGUUUGAAGUUUUAGCGUGGAAUAUCCUGGGACGGAGUCUUCCCUCUACUGUGCGAUCAGUAACAACGGAAGAGGGCCGGAGUGUUUUUAAAUCCCAUAAAAGUUUGUAAAAUUUUAAACUUCUAUAUAUUUUAAUGGUUUUUAAACGGACUAGUUCCGCUGAUACUUACUCCAAGAUUUUACCGUUAUAAAUACAAGUACUACGAGUAACAGAGUAGGCCGGUUAAUAUAACAGAAUUUACUAUAGCUAGUGUUUUGUUCUAAUUCAUUUGCACUUUCUCUAAAUCGAAACGUCUUAACUUUAUUCAACUCUAACAGUGUCAAAAUGGCAAAUUACCUAGAUUAGUAUGUGUAAUCAAAAUUAGGGAAUAAUUUCACGCGCGUUUUGUCCAAAUGCUAAUAAUUUCCCGAGCCUUUAGGCGAGGGAAAUUAUUAGGAUUUGAACAAAACGCAAGUGAAAUUAUUCCCUAAUUUCACGAGUAUACCAUUUGAUUACCUGUUAAUAUCAUGGGUGGCGAAUUACGUUAGCAAUCUUGGAUUUUUGACAUGUUUAUCCUGGAUUGUAUCGAUCGAGAACUCCAGUCUCUCAAAUGUUUAGACCUUAAAUUUGGCUUAUAAAGUUCAGAAUUUUUCCGAAUUUUUCGGCAAAAUACCUGUUAGAAUCCUUCUUGAUGUUCUCUUGUGUGUUCAGGUUUUCUAAAGCGUCUUUUUGUGCCCUCUCAUCUUCAUUCACGGCAUUUUAAAACUUCGUCGCCAUCUUGACACUGAGACGUACGGAAGGUUGCCAUGGCAAUUUUGUAAUUUCACAUGUGAAAUUACAAAUUAACGCUGAAAUUUCGCGCCAAAAUUAAGGAGUAAUUCGUCACCUAUGAUAUUAACUAUCAACAUAGUUAAAAUAUCAAACUGAAAAAAAGGUAUAGAGGCUCAAUGACCGACACGGCCGGGUCAGGAGUACUGUCGACCGUCUAGAACUGUCUUUUUUAGACUAUUUCAGUCACACUGUACCGGAUAGCUAUUGCGCCUGCGCGAAACCAUACAGGGCUUCUGUUCACACAUAGGGACAGUGAAUUCCGCUCAAAUUCUGUAACGGAGCGAAGCUGCGUCUCGUUGAUCUCUUAAGUGGAGAGUCACAUAUCAGAUGUCACAUAUCAGAUAGGUGUUCGUGCUAUAACGGAUAGCCCAUUCGUGUUGGCACGAAAAGCUAUCCGGAAGAUUGUAAACACAGCGCCUGAGUGAGUGAGUGAGUGAGCGAGCGAGCAAGAGAGUGAGUGAAUGAGCGAGUGAGAGUUGUCGUUGAUUUGUUUUCAUUAAUGUCAAUUUGUUUCUUUCUUUGUUGUUGUCUUUUCGUUUUUCUCCAUAACAUUAAAGGUCUUUCAUCGGGAAGUAUCUUUUUGAUCGUAUUUUCUAUCGCUCUGGUUGUGGUUAUUGUACUAGUUAUUGGUGUGAAGUAUUAUUACAACAAAGCUGAACAACCCCCUGCUGCUAAAAGGUAAGUGUACAGAAACGAACACACGGAGACUUGUGUGACGCUUUUUUUUCUCUGUUUAUAAUUCACAGUCAUUCCUUCUUUGUUUUUAUGUCUGUGAUAUACCCCCCUCCCUCAUAGCAGGAAGCCUUACAGCUUGCUAAAAUCGUUAGACUUGAGGACAGGCGCAAUGAACUCUGUAUCAGGACUUUUGAUAAAAUUACAAAGGCGGGCCCUUGUCAAAACAUGUAACCACGAUUAGGACUAUCGCCCAUAACUUAUUUCCUUAGAAAGUCUAACUCGUCUUUUAAAUGAAAAAUCAAGCGUUCUAGGCGAAGCUUCUUCCGUAGUAGUGUCCUUAUAAUAGCAAACUCACAGCCUAGUCCCUAGGCGUUCUCUCUUGCCCAAUUGUCCGCACGAAGUCUGAGAAAGAGCGGGCGAGUGUUUCUCGGUGACGUCACAGCUCACGGUAGAGUCCAGGAUUGACCGAGCCGAGAACGCUUAGGGACUAGGCUGGCAAACUCAAUAUCUUUUAAAAGUUACUGAAGUGUUAAUGCAAUUCUCAGUCCGCGAUUUGUUGUUAGGUUAGUACAAUCUUUAGUAGCUAUGAUUGAACUUUAUUUUUGUAUACUAUUUUAAUUAUUAUAUUGUAAACUCCAGUUUCAAGAAGGUUUUUGUAAAUUUUCUACAUAUUGUAAACCGCGGUCGGCAUAGUAAUUCAUUUUUAAUGCGGGAAUAUGGGGAUUAAACUUCUUAAUUCAUUUAUAAUAUUUUAUUUUGCUCACCACUCUUUUCAGAACCGCAAAAGAUAUUCAAGUAUUGGAUCAUUGUGAAAUUUCUCCAAUGAGAACAGAAUUUAUCGAAAAUUUGGGACAGGGAGCGUUUUCAAAAGUCCGAAAAGCUAAAUUGAAAGACGGUUUAAAGUACUUUGAUUUGGAGAAAACAAGCAGAAGCGAAAUGACUGUUGCCAUAAAACAAUUGCGUGGUAAGAGGGAACUUCUUGUACACAUAAAAUGAUAUUAUAGCGUUCAUUUAUCAAUCGUCUCACGAGAGUCGCUUUGUUAUUAACCGCGACAUUUCGAUCGCUUACUGCUGGUCUUCAUAUCACAACAUUGUGCUGUGUUGUUUGGGAAAUACCUUAGCUGAUUUAUGUUUGGCUUCAAAGGUGACAGCAACGUCCCUUAGAAAAUUAAUUUACCCACUUUCAAACUUUAUCGCGUCUAUUUGAACCCGCCCACUGAUUUGUCAAAUGUUGGCGAAUUUUACUGGAGUAAGUAAGUAAGCAAUAACUUUAUUUAACCACGGAAUCCCUAUCACUAAAAAGUGGUCUUCUAAAGAGCCGUGCCGUUGAAUUCUUAAGAUUUUUUCCUGGCUCCAAAAGGGAAAGGAAAAUUCGUCGGCGUAUGUUAAUGUCCUCCUUAAAACUUCGCAUUAGGAGGUUACACGUGGCAUGAAUACUUUCAAGAGGUUAGGAUAAGGCAUUUCUUCCGGGGAAGGCGGUAAAUUGUCUUAAGUGUCAGGUAAUCAAAAUAACCCACCGAUACUAGUAAUCAACUAUCUGCUUUCUGUUAAAGACGGUGCAAGCGAAGAGGAAAAAAGGCAAUUCCUGGAUGAAAUAGAACUCAUGAAAGAGGUGGGGAAACAUCAGAACGUGCUGAGUUUCCUUGGCUGUUGGACGACAACGAAACCAUUUCUUUUGAUCAUGGAGUAUGUUGCUCAUGGAGACUUGCUUUGUUGGCUUCGCCGAAAAAGAAGUCAGGUAUUUCAGAUAAAAAAUAAAAUAAGAUAAAAUAAGCUAUUGACUAUUUUAACGCCGACUUGUUUUUUACCAAACGCCCACAUUUUCCUGCUUGAAUUCUGGUUUGAUUUUCAGACGGUUUUUGUGAAUACAUGAGAAUGCCAUACGCAAAAUUCGAGCACAUCAACUUCUAUACUUUCAGUCGACGCCAUGUUGAAUUUUGAGCUCGAGUCAAGGGUUCCAAAGGAAUUGUGGACGAAAAUAUUGGCUAAUUUGAUUGGUUAAUGUUUUACAUUUGGCGUAUUAAUCCGCGUGCAACAAAAAGUGUCAGUACACACGAGGGGGCGUUUUCAAGUUCGUUCAAUUUGCCCCGGGAGCUUACUCCCAAAUAUUCAACUGGUUAAAUAUCGUGGAGCAUUUUGCGGGUUGGAAAUUCUGCUCCCGAGGAUAAAGUAUACCCAUGAAAUCGUUGGUACACACGGUGGAGCUUUGCUCCCGGAGCGUGCCCCUGGAGCAUGCUCCGGGAGCAAAACCCCUCGUGUGUAUCGGCCUUUAUGGAAAGAGACGCUACAGCAGCUUUAAAUCGAGCCGGUACUCAGUACUUAUGUCGUGCUGCCACGUUCAUGAAUGUACAGUUAAAUCCCGCUUUACACACACCCGUUAAUACGGACACCUCAUUAUAACGGACAGCUUGCUUGGUACCUGGGAGAAGAAACCCCUUACAUUUUCUCUAAAUUCAACCCGCUUAAUACGGACACUUUCUAUGCUCCCUCAGUGUCCGUCAGCGGGGUUUGACUGUAAGAUACAGUAAUAACGUAUAAUGUUUAAGCAACAUUUAGAAAGUAUUUAAACUGAAAUCCAUUUUGAUAAAAUGGACGGCAUAGGCAACUUAUCUAUUUUGUGGCUGCUGUCGUAAUUACCUUCACAGAUAAGCAGUUCGACCCUGAGAAACCCAGAGGCCAGUUUGAAGAGCGAAGAAUUGUAUGCCGGAACAAGGAAACAGAGUGUCACUGUUCGUCUGGUAUGGAGCUACUUGGGCAAACUAACACAAUAAGAAAAACACCCUGUCCCAAUAACCACAACGAAAAACUCUAUGGAUGCUGCUUCCCAAAGAAACAAAAUUAUGCUUCACUGUGGGUUUACUUUCAGAAUGGUCUCUUCAUGCGUCAUGACAAGUUUAUGUGACUACCGUAAAUAGCUAAAGCUCUAGGAUCAUCGUCAAAAGUGAUAGGAAGGCUUCUACUUUCUACCCCCCGCCCCUCGCCCAAUGUUAAACAAAACUUAAGUGUUUAUGCGCCUAAUUGUAGUGUUAUAUCCCAACAUUGCAUAGGGGGAAAGGGGGGGGACGAAGAAAAUUUGGUUGAAAGGAAAACCAUCUUUCUUGAGGAUUAGAAUGAACUGCUUUAAACCUGAACAACCUACCCAACUGCUUUUAUCAGGGAUUGUAGAUUCGACAGAGCUACCACGCACGUUCGCAGGGUAAGAAGAAAAUACAAACAAUUUUCCCGCCCGAUUAGGUAUUCGCCGAGUCAUCUGGACUUUCUUGGGUGAGGGUCUGUUUCCUGUGGCUGUAUUUCUUUUCUUCAAAUCAAAUUACUUCUCUGCGUCGUUGAUUUAUUUCCCUAUUUCUCCGGACUAAGAUUUAUGGUGACUUACAGUUUUAAAUUAUAGCAGUGACCUUGAUCUUGCUCUUGACUUUAGUAUGGUGUGGCAUAGGAAAAGAAGAGUGGAAGACAGUCGGGUUUUGUGAGAGGUCAGGGCCUUCUAAGUCAGCUCUUUAUAAGUUGUACAAAGAAAAAAAUGAUACCGAUGACGAUGAAGAAUGUACAAUACCCAUUAUUGUAUUUUCCACAUUAACUGAUGUAAAGGAUCAAUUUGCUCUUGGCUGAAAUAUGUCGCAAAAAUAGCAAAGUGAGGAGUACAUCUGGGGCAAAGAUGGUAAAUAGCACAUUUGCAUACGAAUCUACACCGGAUGGUAUACAAGGGACAAAUGUGGCAUUUGCCAUCUUUGUCUCAGAUUUACCCUUCCGCUUUCACAUUAUUGCAAAAUAUUUGCCAAGAGCAAAUUUGUGCAAAUCCAUUUUCUUUUCGUCCAGUUGGAUGAGUUGGCAGAAAACACUGAGGACGAAUGUGACUACGACUGCGAAUCGUUCAUUCCAUUUGAUCUCAUGUCAUUUGCCCGGCAGGUUGCCCGUGGAAUGGUAAGGAAUGUUCUGUCGUUAAUUCGGUAAAUGCAAGUCGAAACUGAAUGAGAAAGACCUCAGAAACUCACCGAUAGCAAGUUCAUGAACAGAAAAAGUUGGUCUUAAAAACAAAGUUUCUCCUUGUGUCUCUAAACUCUCUUCUUGGUAUUUGGCACGGUUAAAAACUGUAUGUUAACAUUAUCCUGCUUAAUUGUUUGAACAUGCAACUGACUAAAACGAUCUGAGUGUUUAUUCAAAAACAGUCAACCAGGUUCGUGUCAACGCCAUUUUCGAUUUUAUAGAACAUUUUAACCCUAUUCAGACCGUUUUUAUUUCUUUUGUUGCUUUCUGCUCCAAAAUCGCUCAUGGUACGGCCACCAAAAUUGCACAUAAUAACGUAUUCAUCGCCUGAACGAUUGACAUAAUGACGUAAUGUCACGUCAUUAUGAUGCCAUAUUGUUGAAUUUAUUGGCGGAAUCCAAAUUUCAUCAAUUUUCUCCUCUCAAAUUAGACAUAAAGACUUAAAUAUGUGUCCGAUAAAAUCAAGAUGUUAACUAACACUUAUUAUGACGUUGUUUAUUAUUAAAGAAAGAACUGGAACCAUCUGCCAUCUUGGACCUGCCAUUUUGAAUAAAUCAAAUGUAUAUCAAUUUACCUAAAACAAAUUUAUAAUUAACUAAGAUAGUGCGCGCGUUCUGAUUGGUUAAAAACCUAUAGUUUAAUGUGCCGGUAAACUCAUAGAAAACUUAAAGUUAUUUUAUAAAAGCAAUAGACCACACUUUCUAUGGGUUUACCGGCGUGAUAACCCAUUUGGGAUGUUGGGAGAACACUCCAAAAGCUUUUAAAUCACUCGCCUUCGGCUCGUGAUUUACACGCUUUUCUCGUGUUUUCCCAACAUCCCGCGUGGGUUAUCACGCCGACAAACCCAUGGAAAAUGUGGUCUCUUGCUUAAAUAAAUGGAAGUAAUUGUGAUAGACUGAAGGAUGCAAAAAAAUCUGCAAGUUAUGAAAUUCUUGAAGAGAAAUAAACACCAGUACUGUUGAAAAUUGAACUCAUCGUCUGCCAUUUGCUCAUUCUGAAUUUUUCUCAUUUAGUAACUAAAUAACCUAGACUACAUAAACAGCUUUAAUCAAGUAAAGAUAGACAAGAAAAACCUUUUUUCACAGAAAUAAUGCAAAGUUUUGAAAUAUAUAGGCUGUUAAAACUCAGCUAAAACUCGGAUACCAUGGCGACGUCAAUGUUGACAUAUACGUCACGACGACUAGGAAAUGUUCCUGGGAAAGAUUUUGAACGGUUUUAACCUGUUUAUGUUUUUACAGAAGUAAAAAUGAGAUGUAAAUAAAUGCAGGUUGUUGACGCUAGAAGGAACUUCAUAAAAAACUGAAUUUAGGAAUCACUGGGAAGACCCUAGCCUGAGAAAAUAGGGAGCUUUAGCAUCGACGACGGCAACGGCAGCGAAAACGUCAGUUUUAAAAUGACUGAGUUCCCGUUUUUUCAUUCUUUGUCGCGUUUAUUCCAAUUUGCUGAAAAAAGGCAAGUGUAGGCGAAUUUCCCUGGAGUUGAUUUCUUGAGGACCGCACUCAAGUUUAGAGAGAGAAAAAGAGAUACGUCGUCGCUUGUUUACGUCCUCCAUAAAACUUGCAAUUAGGCAUUUUCACGGCGUAGUCGUGCAAGGACGGUGAAUGUUUUUUUACAAAAAAGCGUGAUGCACGUGCAAAGUUGUUGUUUUGCGUAAUAAACCUAUUGCUUUUUUGACGUUUUGGUUGCCGUCGCCGUCGUCGUUGCUAAAGCUCCCUAAUAGCUGACAUUUGGCGACGCCACCAUCCUUGGUUUCCCCAAAAAAUGACACCUGAGAAACGAGCGCAGAAAUUUCCAGAUCUUGGUAGUGCCUCUGAUAGGUCGUGCCGCGUGGGAAAUUUGCUAUAACCAAUCAGAAGCACUAUUCAGAUCUGGGAAGUGACGCGUCAUCAGUAUGGAAUUUCUGCGCUCGUUUUUCAGAGGUUAUUUCGCGGGAAAACCGGUGGUGGCUUCGCGAAUUUCUCAGGCUAGGAAGACCGUAUUAAGGCACGUCUUAAUCACUGUAUGCGAGCCAGUAAUGCCACCUUCGAAAGGUCUUAAAGCCUGAAAAUGAAGGCUUGAUAUUGUAUAGAAGAAUUUAAAUACUUUUGGUUUAAGUGGUAGUUACAAAACAAACCUCAGAAGUUCUUGCUUACAAGAAAUCCUUAGUCCCGAAAUCAUUAUCUUAAGAAGCUCCAGCUGCCGGAUAAAGUCCAGUAAAUUAAAUAUGGGCAUUUUUACUACGGUAGAUUAAACUGGCAUCGGAUUAUCCUUUAAGUUAAUUAUUUGCAAUUUUCAGAGCUACCUCGCAGAAAAAGGCCUUGUUCACAGAGAUCUAGCCGCGCGAAACAUCCUUGUGGCACACGGUAAAAAGCUUAAGAUUGCUGACUUUGGUUUGAUGCGGGAAUUACAUCAUGGGAUGUACGAAGUAAAAAAGCAAAAGAGACUGCCGAUCAAAUGGAUGGCACCAGAAUCAUUGUACGAACAAAUUUUCAGUUGCAAGAGUGAUGUGUAAGUAAAAAGUAUAACAUAGUCCACGCACUACAGAACAGAGAUUAGAUCAGUAAGAUCAAGACCAACCCUAAUGAAGAAACAAACCUGCCGUGUUCAGUUCUUCCACUUUUUUCAUUAUUUUCACGCUUUUCUUUAUAUUUUGUAAGUAAACGGAUAACUAAGUAUGGUAAGAAAACAACCAAAAUACUGCACUGGUAUCAAGUGUGAAGCUGGCUUUAAACCUCAAGUAGGCAAGACCCUAUUUACACGGGUCUGGACAAAUUUUUGAACGCAGGGUUUUAUCUAGGAUUUUUCGCUUGGGGGAGAAGUCCCGAGUGGCCGAAGGCCCCGAGCUCCUAGGGGGAUCUGGGGACAUCGCUGAGAUGCAAUCUGCUACAUUUUGAGACACAAUUGUGUCCUUAGACAGGUAUUACUUACUUCAUGUGCACUGACUUCGUCGCGUCUGGAUAAUUUUCCGAUAUAGUUACUUUUAUACUGUAACAAUAACAAUAUUUUUUGGGGGAAGCUUCUACCCCUCAAAUACCCUAGAUAGAACCCUGGAACGGACAAACUCUUGUACGAGUCCGCCUUUCCUUUACAUGGAAUUGGCCAGGACCGGCGGAUACGUGCACGUUUUUGAACAGAAAAGAGUAAUACGAUUUGUGGUUUGUAUAAACGGGUUGCACAGGUAAAAAUUCGUCCGUUCAAAAUUUUGUCCGAAGCUGUGCAAUGAGAAAUGUCCAGAAAUGCACGCAUUGGCGAAAAUGGCAAAAAUGGCGAUUAAUCGCCAAAAUCGCCAAACUGUAAACAAAAUUCAAAUGAGAUAGGAAAGGGGUCCUUUGGAAAGUGGCGAUUUUGACGAAAAUGGCGUAUUUACAAAAGGGAGAGAGUGUUCGUUCAAGCCAACCAAACCAAAUUUCAUGACCCACAGCUAAUCCACCAAUUACUCGAGGAGAGACCCACCAAGUCCUUGAAAUGAUACUGACUAAUUCCUUACCAUGGACACUCUAACUUUUGAGGUUCGAUGUAGACCUAAACAAUCGACUGCGAAACGCCAGGAACCGUGCGUUUCGCAGUCGGUUUUGAUUUAAGCUGCCUCACAAGUUAAUGGCACCGAUGUUAAGAGAAUUGACACCAAUGAGGAUUGUUUAGGUCUACAUCGAACCUCAAAAGUUAGAGUGUCCAUGGUAAGGAAUUAUUAUCAUUUCAAGGACUUGGUGAUUGUCUCCUCGAGUAAUUGGUGGAUUAGCUGUGGGUCAUGAAAUUUGGUUUGGUNGUAGACCUAAACAAUCGACUGCGAAACGCCAGGAACCGUGCGUUUCGCAGUCGGUUUUGAUUUAAGCUGCCUCACAAGUUAAUGGCACCGAUGUUAAGAGAAUUGACACCAAUGAGGAUUGUUUAGGUCUACAUCGAACCUCAAAAGUUAGAGUGUCCAUGGUAAGGAAUUAUUAUCAUUUCAAGGACUUGGUGAUUGUCUCCUCGAGUAAUUGGUGGAUUAGCUGUGGGUCAUGAAAUUUGGUUUGGUAAGACUUUGAAAGGAAUAAACCAUAAAAAAGCAAAUGAUGCUAGUGUGAUAUUUCAGCGCAUCACAUUACUUUUGGCAAGUCAAGCGAGAUCGAAAGUAAGAAAAUGUUUACUUAACCUGUGAAGUACAUGGCACAAAUGCAUAAGCUUAAGUGAAACGACUUCCAUUCGUUGUUUUCAGAUAUAUUUGAUUGAGUUGUAUUUGAUAAAUAUUACUUCACAGUUAAAUAAAGCCGUUUUGUGAUAUAUCUGAUUCAGUUGUAUUUGAUAAAUGUUGCCUCACAGCUAUUGGGGCCUCUUUAGUUAUCUAAUUUGAAGGGGCCACUUUUGGCAUCCAAUUUGAAUAUUUGCCACAUUCUGAACUUUUUUUUAGUAAUGUUGCCUCACAGUUAUAGGGACGUCUUUGGUUAUCUAAUUUGAAGGGGCCACUUUUGGCAUCCAGUUUGAAUAUUUGCCACAUUCUGGAUAUCGCCAACCCCUUGGCGAUUUUCGCCAAAAUCGCCAGUCUCCUAGGGGUCGGGACGUUUAUCGCCAUUAUCGCCAGCCCUCUGGCGAUUUUCGCCAAAACCGCCAAUUUUGCCAAUGUCGCCAGUCUCCAAGGGGCCUCUUUUGGCAUCCUAUUCAAAUCGCCAGAGGCUGGCAAUUUUUCGAAAUUUUUUGCUAUUUUCGCCAUUGCAUGCAUUUCUGGACAUAAUUGAAACACACGGACAAACAAAAUAGACAAAUAAAACAAGAAUGUCCCUAACCAGACAAUGAUCAGUUAUGGAUUCACACUCCCCCUCCUGAUUUAUCCAACAGUGGUUUUCAGUGGUGCUCUGUGAAUUUCAUUUUCUUUUCUGCAGAGGGUUUCGUGUCUUUUUGUUUUUCUUUGUCUCUAAGAUAGUCUAAAAUUGAAUAACUUUAUGAAGAGUUAUAAAAUCCAUGCACACGGAUAAAUCACUAUCCACUGGAUAGUGCAAUUGGUUUCCCUAACACAUUUCCGUUGGAAAGUGAUUUAUCCGGUGGAUAGCGUUUCAAAUCCAACUUUUGAACAACUGGGGCCAGAUGUUAACGUGCAUGAUCUUGACAUCGAUGUUAGUGAGCUCAUAUGUUUUGUGAUUCUUGCGUUAAGUUGCCGUUGUUUUUUCUUUUGAGUGUUGUUUUUUCUUUUCGUUUUGAUAAAAUAUAGUUUGAAAAAAAAAAUCUGAUGAAUUCGCUAAUUAAAUGCUAAAUAUCAAAAACUUGAGAUAACCAUUAUAAUACUUUUUUUUCACAGUUGGUCGUUUGGAGUUGUCAUGUGGGAAAUAGCAACCCUUGGUAAUGUUACAAAAUGACAGGUUCUUUUUAGCAAAUCCAUACACCCACUAGGGAAACUAUAUCCUGCCCUCUCCAUUUAUUCUUGUAACCUGAUAUUUAAUUCAUUCUACAAAUAGCAUCUUCAUCUUCAAAUCUUGUAAUACAAUACAAAUGGCUUGUAAAAUAAAUAAAUGGAAGGAAAAAAUAAACUAAACUAAGGAGACAGUGUUUCUGGCACAUUUUCAUUACUUUUCUUUGUUUCGAAAAAACUUGUAGUCUUAAUCUGGUAUAAAAUUAUGAAGAGUUUAUCAAUGCGUAAUGACUAUUCCGGGAAUAAUCAAUUUUUGGUCUAUACUUUAUAGGUGGUUCGCCGUAUCCGCUUUUAAAUAACAUAGAUGUCAUGAGACGUCUAAAGACAGAAUACCGCAUGGAAAAGCCCGACUUGUGCCCGGAUGACUGGUAAGUUUUUUUAAAAAAAUGUUGACUAGCGGUGGAAAAAGGGAUUUUUUCCCCUUUAUCUUUCUUGUUGGUAGUUCACUGACAACUCUCUCUUAAUGGCGUUUAAGGUGGUUCGAACCACGAUUUUAGGUAGGCAUAUACCUUCCAUCUUUGAGCCCCUUAUACCUAAAUGACUUGUGAAUCCAUUAUAACAAAUAGAUUAUACGUAGACUGGACUUUAUAAUGAUUUAGUAAAAUCCAAGUAAAGUUCUAUUAUCAAUGCUGCGUUCUGAUCGGUUGGGCUACUACUGGGCUAUAUGUUAUAGCCAACCAGUAGCGAAAAGCGUUGGCUUUGAAAACCAAAACAAUGGGGGCUGAAUCGCGUUUUGCUACAAUCAGGGACAAAAGUAGUUGACACACUUGUUUAAAAGGGGUGCUUUUAACAAACAUUUAAUUCAUUUAUUAUUUCAUUCUUUUUAAACGCCGUAAAUCCCCUCACCCCCCGAAUCAAUGUUGUCUGAAGUAAAAAGAACACUUGAGGGUCCAAAAUUCAACAUUGAUUUUGGGGGGAAAGGGGUUGGGGUAGACAGGGGAAGGAGAUAAGUAUAUCCACUAUGCAAAAAGGGGCCAUUUUAUGGAAGUGUGUCAACACUUUUGUCCCUUAUUGUCUGAAUGCAAAAUUGUGCUGCUGCACACAAGUUGAGCCGUGCAUGACACUGAUUUUGACUGAAAUUAAACAACAUAAUUAUGUUAUUGGUGGUGGGGGUGACAUUGACUUAUUCACGACCGAAUUAUAGGGCCAAUUCGAAUUACGUGAUGACGUCAUAAAAGGGCUGCGAUAUCCAGAAUUAACGUCGAUAUGGUUUACAAGCUAAAACCUGACGCUGAAACUCGCGCACAUGUACAACUUUUGAUGAAUUUCAAGGGUAUGCCUACUGAAAAUAUUUUUAAUAAAGUGAAUAUUUCUCGUUCUUCACUUUAUCCGAUUGUUAAGGCGCAAACAAUCACGGGUAGGGUAAGGNACACACUUGUUUAAAAGGGGUGCUUUUAACAAACAUUUAAUUCAUUUAUUAUUUCAUUCUUUUUAAACGCCGUAAAUCCCCUCACCCCCCGAAUCAAUGUUGUCUGAAGUAAAAAGAACACUUGAGGGUCCAAAAUUCAACAUUGAUUUUGGGGGGAAAGGGGUUGGGGUAGACAGGGGAAGGAGAUAAGUAUAUCCACUAUGCAAAAAGGGGCCAUUUUAUGGAAGUGUGUCAACACUUUUGUCCCUUAUUGUCUGAAUGCAAAAUUGUGCUGCUGCACACAAGUUGAGCCGUGCAUGACACUGAUUUUGACUGAAAUUAAACAACAUAAUUAUGUUAUUGGUGGUGGGGGUGACAUUGACUUAUUCACGACCGAAUUAUAGGGCCAAUUCGAAUUACGUGAUGACGUCAUAAAAGGGCUGCGAUAUCCAGAAUUAACGUCGAUAUGGUUUACAAGCUAAAACCUGACGCUGAAACUCGCGCACAUGUACAACUUUUGAUGAAUUUCAAGGGUAUGCCUACUGAAAAUAUUUUUAAUAAAGUGAAUAUUUCUCGUUCUUCACUUUAUCCGAUUGUUAAGGCGCAAACAAUCACGGGUAGGGUAAGGAUUGACACGUAGUGGCGAUAGUCACUGGCCGGCCACGGAAAUAUGGAGCGUUAGUGAGGAGCGGCCGUUACUGCAUUCAAUAUCGAAACUACGGAAAAGUGAAGAUAAAUUCAUGGCCAAUUCAAUAGAAAACUAAGGACAGCGUAGCAACCAUUGCAAGUGUACACGAAAACAAUUACUUUCAAUCCCACCUCGUAACACCCUGUGUGACAUACAACGCAACGCAAAUAGCGUGACAUGAGCGUAUAUGUCUGUGUAUUUGGACUGCAUUUCUUAAGCGAAACAGCGUCUUUUUGUCUAUUGUCGGCAAAGAAAAUGAAAAGAGAGCUUUGAAACGUGAACUGGUAUUUGACUCCCAAAGAAAACGACAGCUCAAACUGAGGAAAACACUGUUUCCUUUGUGUAAGUAACAUUAGUCUGUUAUGACCUCUUAAUGUCGAUAUGUAUUCUCGUGGUUAACCGUUGAAACUCCUUAUUUGCACCUCAUCGCUGGAAUUUUUCUCGCCAAGAAUACGUAUUGCGAAGCACUCUCUACAUAGCCGAAUCUUCUUUUGCCUUUUGUGAGGAAUUAGCGCAUACAAAAGGAAGAUUUUCCAGCGCACGGCCGUCAGCGAUCACGUGUUAUCCCGCUUUCCUUGUCAUCAAGUGAACUUCUGGGCCAAAGUAAUUGCUGUUUUGGCGAUGAUACAAACUGGUGUCUCUUACAAUUUCUUUGGCAUUCUGUCAUUUACGAGCAGGGAAAUGAAGUAGUUGUCCAUCCAACAUCAACAGAAAACCAUGCCACUGAAUAAAUGGCAGGCGGUCAUCUAAAAUCAUUACAAAAGUACAUUCCUUACCUGGUCUAACCUGUUCGACGCCUACCUACGCUUAAGGUUUGGAUCAGUUAGGUUUGAAAAGGUCUCCAAAAAAAACACAUCUAUAUAUAGAGCAUAGCACAAAAGGCUGGCUCAUCAUUUAUGAGGUGCAUAACCUGUAUAUUGUUCACGUCCCUUCACUAAUGGCACAAGUCAAUGUCAAAAAUAAUGCAUGUCCCCUCCGUUACUCUGCAGUACUUCAUUCGCUUACGUUAACCAUUUACCAGAAGAAUUUUCAUUGUACCGUAGUGUUUCCAUCCUUUUUCCACUAUUGAUAAUACUUGCGAGAACAUUUCAUCCGCAGCAACGGCAUUGAUCACAACACAAAUGAUUUCCUCUCGACCCGAUAGGGUAUCAGGAACGCGCGCGGGAGUACAAGAUUAAGUAAUGACAUGCGCCUCGUACAUUUUACUCUACGUAUACUACAAAUCAGGACGAAACUUUUCAAAUUGUUGUUUAUAAACAAACAAUUUGGCCCAUAGAGUAACGUCAUCGCACAAAAUUCAGCAGCGUCAAAAAUCUAGCCGGAAAACACAGAUACAUAUUUCAGACAAUCAGGGACAAAAGUAGUUGACACACUUGUUUAAAAGGGGUGCUUUUAACAAACAUUUAAUUCAUUUAUUAUUUCAUUCUUUUUAAACGCCGUAAAUCCCCUCACCCCCCGAAUCAAUGUUGUCUGAAGUAAAAAGAACACUUGAGGGUCCGAAAUUCAACAUUGAUUUUGGGGGGAAAGGGGUUGGGGUAGACAGGGGAAGGAGAUAAGUAUAUCCACUAUGCAAAAAGGGGCCAUUUUAUGGAAGUGUGUCAACACUUCUGUCCCUCAUUGUAGCUAAAGUUGUUUUGUCUCGAUAUUUUUUACCAACUAGUUGGAUUUUACUAAAACAAGUAUUCCUCUCUCUCUCUCAUGGCCUCUGAGUCAAUAGCCCAUGAGGCCUUCGGCCUCAUGGGCUAUUGACUCAGAGCCUAUUCGGGCUCGAGGAAUAAUUGUUAAAAAUUUUUUCGAGAUCGCAAAUGGAAGUCUCGUGACAAUGAAGUCAAUUGUGAGUACCUCCAGGCUGCACUGCGCCAGUGUGCGACGCUUCACAAAAAAAAUUAGUACACGAACUCUAAGAUAACUUGGAUUUCUAAUUAGGGUAUAAUAUAAGCGUCGACUGAAGACUGGAUGUUUAAUACAUAAAAAAAGUUUGCUACUUCUUGGAUGUUUCCGAAAGGUUUUUUAACUCUCAUUAUUCACAAUUAUCCUCCACACAUGCUCCACGGUUGAACUUGCGUGAUUUAAAAAUUGAAAAUAUACAUGUAGAAUAUAUGUAUGGGUUAAACGUAAUACAUGAGCUCGUGGGUUGGUGUUAUGUGUGCCCCUUGCUUUGAUUUACUGGUAAUUCGUGAUCCACCUUCCCCGUGCAUGACGUGGAAGGUGUGCGGUUCCCAGCCAACAGCUCCCACUUGUGUUGUGUAGAGCUGGCGCUUGAUAGACUGCUUUGCACUCACCUCCACAGUAAGGGUUUUUGAGACACGGGUUUUCCCCGUUCAUUAACCCAACGGCUGUUCCACGCUGGUGGGACCCAAUAAGGGCGAAAAAGCUGUCUGUGGUUGCCACUGCCUCUGAAAUCUUUACUCGUUGGCACUUAGCGAUAGCUAUAACUAGUAAUAAUGAUAAUAAAAAAUGCAAUUGUCACCGUUCCUUUAUAAAAAAAUGUCUCUCACAGUCCUUGAACUGCCCUAAAGGUCAAGCCUGUUGGGCUUUACUACUUGUCUGUCUCUCCGGGUCACAUAUGGGGUUCCACUGCUCUCUUUGGGAAGCUGAGAAUGCUGCUCUUGGGAUGGUGGAUCCGGCAGCACUGCAGGAGGUGCAGCUUGAUUAGACUUUUCCUUGGCAACGGUCAGGUUUGCUCUGUUCUCCAAUGACGGUUCAGGAUCUAUCUCUUGUUUUGGGGGCGGGGCAAACUCGUAGAUGCUGUCGGUUGCGGCGGUAGUUUCUCCCGUCUUCAGUUUGCACUACAUAACAUCUUGGGGUGUGGUGAUGUCUUACAACUGUUGCUGCUCUCCAUCGUUUGCUAUCCGUCUCAGGCUGCAUUCUCACGUUAGUACCCUGUUUAAGUUCCUACAUACUCUUGCUGGCAUAGCGGUCAUCGUACUUUUUCUUAUGUUCUUUAGUCUUCUUCAGGUGUUUGGAGAUUUCAUUCUGAUUGUUACCGGUUGGAGUAAGCAAACUUUCCAUCAUAGACAGCUCAUUUUUCAGUCGGCGUCCCAUUAAUAGUUGCGCUGGUGACAUUCUGAUGUCUGGCAAGAGGGUAAUUCUUACUCACUUUCUUCUUCUUCUGGAUCAGAGUCCUCUACUUCUUCAAGAUUGUGGAAUUCUUUUGAUCUGCAGGACUUUGUAUCUUCUUACAGAGUCCGCACUGUUGUCCCAUUGCUGGACAUUUUUUAUGGGUCUUAUCAUAACCACAUCUACCACAUUUAUCUUUGGACUUGCUAGUCUCAGGUUUCUUCUCUUCACCUUUAUUUCGUGGACGCAUUUGUUUUGCACGUUUCUUCUUUUCUAUGGCAUUCACAGUUGGCUUCACCCUUCGAUAGUUUUUUCAGGCUGUUUCAAUUCGUUUCGUGGUCUCGACCAAUUUCAACCGCUUUUUCAAGCGUCAAUUCUUUGGCCAAAUCGAGAUACUUUUCCCGAACUUUUGCGUACUUGCGCCGACCACUUACUUAGUGGUGGUCCAGUGCAACGAUGUCCGUGUUGAAGGAAGAGUUGUAUAGAUAAGUAGCUGUUCCAAUAGCUGUAUAGCUAUUUAAAGUCUUUUACUUUAUUAUAAUUUAGAUAUAGAUCGAUUCGUCUUUUAAUUUGCCGGGAAAUGAGAUUAUUUUAUACGUAAUUAUUGACGAACUAAAAAGGCGAGGAAGCUAAUGAGGACCCCAACUAAUGAUAAUUUGUAAUUUAACGUAUAAACUUAACAAAAGUUUAUGAUGUGAAAGCCUCAUGGAUUCUUUAGGGAUAUCAAAAGACAUCAUCGACGAUUAAAAAUAGACUGCUUUUGUCCCUUUACUUUCUAGUUAUUCCUUGAUGAAAGACUGCUGGAAGCAGAACCCUGAUGAGCGACCGAGUUUUCCAGAAUUGGUUGAAAGAUUAGAACAACUGGUACUUCAGGAGGUGGAAUAUUUAGAUUUUAACUUGUUGGACGAAACUAAAGAUUACUAUCAGGUGCCAGCUGAGUCAAAUACGGGGGAAAUUGACGACGAGGAGAUGUCUUUUGCAUAG